CGCCCCUGUCGGCCGCCAUCUCCCCCACUCUUAGGUUCUAGGUCCCCUCGCCGCCGCCGCCUCCGGCCUCGCGAGCUUGCCGAAAUGGUCGCCCACAGGUUCCAUCAGUACCAGGUGGUGGGUCGCGCGCUGCCGACCCCCGGCGAUGAGCACCCUAAGAUCUACCGCAUGAAGCUCUGGGCCACCAACGAGGUCCGCGCCAAGUCCAAGUUCUGGUACUUCCUGAGGAAGCUCAAGAAGGUGAAGAAGAGCAAUGGCCAGGUUCUCGCCAUCAACGAGAUCUUUGAGCGUAACCCUACCACAAUCAAGAACUACGGCAUCUGGCUGCGCUACCAGAGCAGGACAGGUUACCACAACAUGUACAAGGAGUACCGUGACACCACCUUGAAUGGUGCUGUGGAGCAGAUGUACAACGAGAUGGCCUCCCGUCACCGUGUGAGGUCCCCCUGCAUCCAAAUCAUUAAGACAGCAACGGUCCACUUCAAGCUCUGUAAGAGGGACAACACCAAGCAGUUCCACAAUGCCAAGAUUAAGUUCCCUCUUGUGUCCCGCUUGGUCAGACCACCAACCAGGAAGCUGAAGACGACCUUCAAGGCUUCAAGGCCCAACUUGUUCAUGUGAUCCAACUAACCCUGACUCCCUUCCUAAUCUGUAAUCGCAGACAGUUUGGAGGGUUGCUAGUUGAGGUUAAUCGUAUCUACUGCAACUUAUUGUUUCUAUGUUUUAGUUUUAGGUCCUUGUGGUGGCCUUUAUUAGCUUGAUGAAUAUCCUCUUUUCAUUUCCCCUGUUUAUCAUAGCUGCCUUAUAAUGGAUAAUUCAUAUGCCUUCUGCUUUGGUGUUCAUCAUAAAUGGUAUUGUUUUCUUAUGGCCUUGUGGCUGUAGUC
Molecule: messenger RNA, 884 nt
Organism: Panicum hallii
Lineage: Eukaryota; Viridiplantae; Streptophyta; Magnoliopsida; Poales; Poaceae
Product: 60S ribosomal protein L18a-like
Exons: 4
Coding region: 85-621 (178 amino acids)
Biological process (GO): translation
Cellular component (GO): ribosome; cytosolic large ribosomal subunit
Molecular function (GO): structural constituent of ribosome
Source: RefSeq, a predicted model, not a curated record